Messenger RNA from Trichosurus vulpecula (common brushtail), 1194 nucleotides. It is a transcript of the gene HORMAD1, whose product is annotated as HORMA domain containing 1. Lineage: Eukaryota; Metazoa; Chordata; Mammalia; Diprotodontia; Phalangeridae. Bases 1 to 1194 code for a protein of 397 amino acids. The transcript has 14 exons. The record is from RefSeq and is a predicted model, not a curated record.
AUGGCCACUGCUCAGCUGCACAGGAAUUGUAUGAGUGCAGUGAUAUUUCCUACUAAGAUUGCAACUGAGCAACAAUCCUUGGUGUUGGUGAAGAGGCUCCUAGCUGUUUCUGUAUCCUGUAUAACAUACUUAAGAGGAAUAUUUCCAGAAUGUGCCUAUGGAACAAGAUAUUUAGAUGAUUUUUGUGUCAAAAUUCUGAGAGAAGACAAAAACUGUCCAGGAGCCACUCAGUUAGUGAAAUGGAUGCUAGGAUGCUAUGAUGCUUUGCAGAAAAAAUAUCUAAGGAUGGUUGUUCUAGCUGUAUACAGCAAUCCAGAAGACCCUCAGACAAUUUCAGAGUGUUAUCAGUUUAAAUUCAAGUAUACCAUCAAUGGACCAGUUAUGGAUCUCACGAGUAAAAGCAAAGGCAAUUAUUCCAACGUGUCAUCUUCUGACACAAAGAAAGCAAGUAUUCUCUUAAUUCGCAAGAUUUAUAUUCUGAUGCAGAAUCUGGGGCCUUUACCCAAUGAUGUCUGUUUGACAAUGAAACUUUUUUACUACGAUGAAGUUACGCCACCAGAUUACCAACCUCCAGGUUUCAAGGAAGGUGAUAGUGACGGAGUAUUAUUUGAUGGGGAACCCAUGUACCUAAAUGUGGGGGAAGUUCCAACACCUUUUCAUACCUUGAAAGUGAAAGUGACAACUGAGAAAGAUCGAAUGGAGAGCAUUGAUAGAGCUAUACUAACACAGAAACAGUUAAAAACACCACUACAGAAAAUCCUGAUGGAUAAUGAAGAUCUAGAAGCAGAGGAACAGGUUAUGAAUGAAGAUUUUGUCACUAGAGAUAAAAUGAGAGAGCAAGAAAAAAACUACGAGUCUUCAGAUGUUGGAGAAUCCAGUUUAGCUUGUGAAGAAGAUGAAAUUAUGAGGUCUGAAGCUGAAGAAAGCCCAAAUCUUUCCAUCACUUAUUCUCAGGUUGAGCAGUUGAUCAGUAAGACAUCAGAACUUGAUGUGUCUGAAAGCAGAACAAGAAGUGGAAAGGUUUUUCAGAAUAACGUGGCUUACGAAAAUCAGCCAAUGAAGAUAUGUAAAGAAACUAAGAAGAGAAAUCGACCUGAAUCAGGGAGAAAGGUCCUCCGACUAUUUGAAUCUUCCUGUAGUCAAGAUUCAGUGCCAAAAAGGAGAAAGUUUAGUGAACCAAAGGAUUACAUAUAG